CGGAGUUACGGAUGAAACCAAGACAGUCUUGCGGGUCAGCUGACACUUCUGGGAUCAGCUGAUGCCUUGAAGCCCUUCAGUGAUUGGGUGGCGGGGAGAAGACAGGGGAUCCUGCACUCACACACAGGUCGGAGAGAGUUGCAAGCAGGAAGACAUGAGAUUCCGGUUCUGUGGCGACUUGGACUGUCCCGAUUGGGUCUUGGCGGAAAUCAGCACUUUGGCAAAAAUAUCCUCAGUGAAGCUUAAGCUGAUCUGUGCGCAGGUGCUGAAGGAUCUGCUUGGGGAUGGGAUUGAUUAUGAAAAGAUUCUGAAGCUCACUUCAGAUGCCAAAUUCGAAUCUGGGGAUGUCAAGGCUACGAUUGCCGUUCUCAGCUUCAUCCUCUCCAGCGCUGCCAAACACAAUGUGGACAGUGAAUCUCUCUCGAGCGAGCUGCAGCAAUUGGGGCUGCCCAAAGAACAUGCCACGGGGUUGUGCCGGUCCUAUGAGGAGAAGCAGAGCCCCCUGCAGGACAGUCUGAGGAGGUGCAGCCUGAGAUUGAAUCGCUUGGAUUCCACAUCCUGGCGGGUAGAUUAUACUCUCAGCUCCAGUGAACUCCAGAAGGUCAAUGAACCUGUCGUUCAUCUCCGGCUGAAUGUGAAGGACGUUGACAGAGGAGUUCUGGAGCCUGUGGCCAUGUCCCUGUCAGCCGAGAAAUUCCGAGUUCUGCUUGCAGAACUGAAACAGGCCCAAGCCAUCAUGAAAACCCUUGAAUGAAGCGCCUCCAGGAUGGGAACGCUGUGUGGCUUGAAUGAGCUUCUUUGUGGUGCCGCUCAUGAAGUCCCCACUGAACAGUUACUCCACAAGGAGAGUCCUUGUGUGGAAAGCAGGAGCCUGGCCUAACAGCUGUUGACAAAAUCCUUUCCAAAAUCCCUUCCUCUCCUUAGGCAGUUUCUUUGUUUUUCACUCUGUACUGUAUGUGUAAACCAGACCUUUCUACCAUCUUCUGUAUCACUUCAGGCUGCAGUGGGAGGGGGGGAAUCACAUUUCUGAAUUCCCCCCCCCAAUCCAAAUAUCACUCUGCAAUCAGAAAGCUAGCACAGCAAGGAGUGGGCUGGGAGAGAACCCUGAGAUGCUAGCUUUCUUGCUUGGGGUUCCCAGGAGAGCAAUCGAAAAUGGCAUCCCCCCUCUCCAAUCUGAAGUGUUUCAGUCCAGUUUCCCCCUUGCUUUUGUCUGCAAUCUGUUGUGGACUGGACCUCUUUUGCUUCCCUUUGACCACCCAUUUCGGCUAGAACUCUCCCUCACCAUCUCUAGUGUGGUUCUCGGUCUCUCACAGGGCUAAGCCAGGGGUUCGCGAACCUGGACCCCCAGAUGUUGGACUAUAGCUCCCAUCAUCCCCAUCAACCUUUGGACAUUGGGGUGGGGCUGAUGGGAGUUGUAGUCCCGCAGCAUCCAGGGGCCCACGUUCGAGAACUCCUGGCUAAGCUGCCACACAUUCGACCCCUUCUAAGUUUCUUCCCGCUGACCUGACAGCCCCCCCCCCCCAAGGAUUUCCAGUUGUUCCAAAGCAUCUGUGCAUCCUAUCUCCAGGUAGGACAUGCUGAAAAGCACGCACAGGGCUGCUGACGCCAGUAUUUCCUGCCAGUGGUGCUUUCCCCCCCAAUCCACUGAAACUGCCUGGGCUCUUCGGGGAGCGUGAUCCUCAAACAGAAUCCCCAAAGUGGAACAUCUUUGCUUGAAGCAUUGCUCUGUCAAUUUCACGUGAAUGUCAAUUCCGCAAAUGUAGAAGAAUCUCGUCCAUUUGUGACCAUGUGAGAUGCCCAUGGGAAUCUAGCUUCCCCUCUCUGGAUCUGUCAUGUUUAAUCUACACACACACACCCGGCUUUAUUUUUUGCAGAAACAGGAAAUCCCCAACAAGUUUUCACUUGCUGCUAUAGGACAUAGCUGAGCCCCACCUGCCCCCCCCCACCCUCCCCACUCUUUCCCCUAACUGGUGACUUGUCUGUCCUUUCUACUUACCACUGAGACAUCUCUAAGGAAUGAGUGUUGGAAGGAAGGCCAGCUCAGCCUGCCCUCUGUAUUCCGCUCGACUCUUUGAUUUGUGCACCAUGCAGAGACCCGUGCAUCUAAAUCUCCUCACCUAUUGCAGCUCAGCCAGAAUGAAGCCAGUUCUCAGCAAUAUUUCUGUACUGUGUGGAACAGGAGCAAUGAAUCUCACAAUACUGACA
Molecule: messenger RNA, 2205 nt
Organism: Hemicordylus capensis (graceful crag lizard)
Lineage: Eukaryota; Metazoa; Chordata; Lepidosauria; Squamata; Cordylidae
Gene: COMMD4
Product: COMM domain containing 4
Exons: 8
Coding region: 155-754 (199 amino acids)
Source: RefSeq, a predicted model, not a curated record